Molecule: messenger RNA, 1489 nt
Organism: Saccostrea echinata
Lineage: Eukaryota; Metazoa; Mollusca; Bivalvia; Ostreida; Ostreidae
Product: neuronal acetylcholine receptor subunit alpha-2-like
Exons: 5
Coding region: 62-1489 (475 amino acids)
Biological process (GO): monoatomic ion transmembrane transport; signal transduction; nervous system process
Cellular component (GO): synapse; neuron projection; postsynaptic membrane
Molecular function (GO): transmembrane signaling receptor activity; acetylcholine-gated monoatomic cation-selective channel activity
Source: RefSeq, a predicted model, not a curated record
GGGCAUAUUUCUUGCAUAUGAUAAAUUCGUCUUAAAGGAGGGGACAGCAGAAAAGUCGAAGAUGGUGUUAAUUUUGAUAGCAUUGCUUAUUCACGUCCAAUUUUUAUUUUCUGAACAAGAAUUGUUCUCCGACGAACAGAAAUUACUAGCUGACUUGGGUCUCUUUGACAUGGAGGUUUAUGACAAGAGUGUGAGGCCAGUUUUCAACGCCUCUAAGAAUGUCCUGAUAGAUUUUGGAUUUACAUUGAUACAAAUUGUGGACAUGGACGAGAAAAACCAAGUUUUGGUUACAAAUGCUUGGCUGGUCCAUAAAUGGAUUGAUGACAGAAUUCGCUGGAACACGAGUGGUUAUAGUGGUUUGUACAACCUAAGAGUUCCAGCACGUCUUCUCUGGCUUCCUGAUGUCGUAUUGUAUAACAAUGCAGAUGACUAUACUUCCGGUUUCAUGCCCAUCAACGCCAUGGUGUACAAUAACGGAGAAAUAUUCUGGUCUCCACCAUCAAAACUAAGAAGUUCGUGCAAAGUUGAUAUCACAUAUUUUCCUUUCGAUAAACAGAACUGCCAACUUAAAUUCGGUUCAUGGACGUACGAUAAAGCCCAAGUGGACAUCAGGGCCACCAACGGUUCUGUAGAUGUUGUAGGCUAUACUUCAAACGGAGAGUGGCUUCUGAUUGGUCACUCUAUUGAACGUCAUGAGACCAAGUAUCCAAUCAGUAGUGAGAUAUACCCGGAUGUAACAGUCUUGAUUGUCAUACAACGCAGGAUACUUUAUUAUGUACUUAACAUUAUAUUUCCCUGUUUCUGGUUGAAUAUUCUUAGCUGUCUCACUUUUUGGUUACCGUCUGAUGCCGGGGAAAAAAUAACACUAAAUAUAACUGUUCUCCUGUCGUACUCGGUAUUCCUGUUGGUAGUCGCAGAGAGCAUGCCCCAGACUUCAGAGUUUGUUCCCUUGAUAGUGUUUAUAUUAAAACUUCAUCAUCCUGGGCCUCAACCACAAAAAGUUCCACGAUGGAUUAGAAUAUUUGUACUUGGAUUUCUUUCAAAUUUGCUCAAAUGCACAUGUUGUCGACGUCAGAAAUAUUCAAAACGGAGAAAAAUCUUGCCUGGAGCCUUUUCCAGUCAAGAUCUUACAGAGAGUUCAUCGUUAUUUAUCCAUACUAAACAGAAUCAACAAUCUGAGAAAAACGGAAGAUCGUCACGCGCUAAGCUAAAACGCAUGGAGGAAGAGAAUGUUUUUGAAAACGGUUCAUCGAGCCAACCACAAGUCAAACUGUCAAAUGUAGAGGAACUCAUGAGGAACCUGAGCUUUAUAGUAUCUCAAUCAAACAAAGCUGAGAUGGAGUAUGAGAUUAUCGAUGAAUGGAAGCAAGUUGCUCAAGUUGCAGAUCGCAUUGCUUUUCUAUGUUUCUUCUUUUUGACACUCUUUUCAGCUAUUGUUGUUUUAGUUGUUGUACCAAGUUUUAUUUAUAAUGAACAAGAUGGAAUCUGA